Messenger RNA from Fundulus heteroclitus (mummichog), 1901 nucleotides. RefSeq lists its product as uncharacterized. The transcript is spliced from 3 exons. The record is from RefSeq and is a predicted model, not a curated record. Gene Ontology annotation, cellular component: plasma membrane. NCBI's taxonomy places the organism in Eukaryota, Metazoa, Chordata, Actinopteri, Cyprinodontiformes, Fundulidae. Gene Ontology annotation, biological process: positive regulation of cytotoxic T cell differentiation; positive regulation of activated T cell proliferation; immune response. The coding region runs from base 490 to 1158 and encodes 222 amino acids. Gene Ontology annotation, molecular function: tumor necrosis factor receptor binding.
UUGACUGUAUCGGAAUGUAGCCUGGUAAAAUAGCCCUGGGGCGACACUUUCUCUAGCUCCGGCUCCCUUUCGUUUUCCACCUCACUCGCUCUCUGUCUGAGGCGCACUUGCGCAACAGAGAGGAGAGCCGCGGAAAGUCUGCUCGACAACUUUUCUCACCUCCUGUGAGAGCUGCCGAGCGAAAGCAAGGGAGGGCAGCGUGAGUGAGGAGGCGGGAGGGAAACCCAUGACUUCCGUAUUUUUCCUCUCUCUGAAAGCGUGCUCAGGGAUCUGCUGUAUAAAAGCAGCAAUGCUACCGAGAGCCGCCACACUCUUUAAAAAGCCCAGGACCGAGCUGCGGUGACUAACAAAACGGACUAAUCCUCUGGAGCUAACUGACCCAUCUGGAGCUCCCACUUUGAUUUAAUUUUUUGGUGUUUUUUUUUUUUCCUUUUAUAACUUUUUUUUACUACUUGCAUUUGCACGCUUCGGCGUUUUCUAAGAGAAUCAAUGGAACAACAAAGCAAUCAAGUGGACGUGGAGUCUCUCCGCAGCAGCGCGCCGCGGCGUGGGAGCUGCGUGGAUGUCUUACUCGGCGCGUCCAUCCUGAUUCUGUUCGUGGCGGUGACAGGUCUGGCUGUCGGUGGGAUGCUGGUGACGAAGGAGCUGCGCGCCGAGCUGCGCUCCGCGUCCCAGCCGACCCCCGCAUCUCCGGUCCAACUUUCGGCUAUCAGCGAUUCACCUUCUUCCGCUUACAAGAUGCACAACUUUGCUUACUUGAAACCCACAAAGAGUGCGCUGGAGAACUGCACAAUGCCUUGGACCUCCGUCAGCUAUGAUGAACGGACGUCUCUCGGAAGCAACUUCGAGUACAACUCCCUGAAGCAUUCCCUGAAACCAAAAAAGAAAGGGGUCUAUUUCAUUUACAUCCAGGUCACUGUCAGCUGUACCCACCAUUGCAAAGCAGGUGUCCUCAAGCUGGAGUUGCACAACAAACUGACCUGCAAUGUGGAGCUUACAGCUGAUAUAGAGAAAACACCAGUGAGCAAAAAGUGCUGGACUGUGAGCCACCUGGAGAGCCAGGACCUGACCACACAAGUGACUGUGCCAGAGGAAGGACUGAAGAACUGGCGUCUGGAACUGAACAGCUCAGGUCUUGGAAUGUUUCUCAUAGAGUGAUGUUUCUGUGGCUGCAGUUGCCCGGAAGAAGACGGGAUCCUGACCUGUGGGUAGUAACCCACUAAUGUUAACACCUGAGAGUUCUUUGUGUAAGCUCAGGAAGGUGGAAAGGGCUGGUAGUGGUACCAGUCAAGAGCUGGGCUGGGGAUUUUCCCCACUGAAGAUCCAAGAGAAAGAGACUUUGCAGCACUGCAAGGUGAAAUCUUGGUACAAUUUCCGCUCAUAACGUCAACUAAACGUGUAAAAGCCUUUCAACCAACCCAGUUUUUUGUUUUUUUUUUGCGUAUGUAUUUUUUUUGCAGUGUAUUUAUUUAAUGUUUUAUUUAUGUACUUAUAUUUAUAACGCUGUGGGAUUUUAUUUUGUUGUAGAUGCCACUACAUUUGUCUUGAUGUGCAAUACAUGUCGGAGUCAGUGGGACUUUAUAGCACUGAUUUGGUUCACUUUUGAACUUUGGGGAGUUUAACGUUUAAAAAAAAGGUGCAAAUCAGCACUAAGAACAGCGAAGAGUAACAGACCUUCAGGGAAACAAAGCUAUGUAAUCAUGAUCCGCGUGAUUAUGGAUGAGACGCAUUCCAUGUGGAAACUUAUAAGCUAAGAACAUGUUCUGCUUAUGAGAUAAAUGUAAGUCCUAUGGACAAACUAUUCAGUCUUGAAUGUAUUUCAUUGUAAUCCAUAUUAAAUAUGGAUAUAAAGUUCUUUGGUUGUGAAAAAUAAGAAAAAACAAAUAAAAAUACAAAUGUGA